Molecule: messenger RNA, 1730 nt
Organism: Pistacia vera
Lineage: Eukaryota; Viridiplantae; Streptophyta; Magnoliopsida; Sapindales; Anacardiaceae
Product: protein DEFECTIVE IN MERISTEM SILENCING 3-like
Exons: 8
Coding region: 101-1384 (427 amino acids)
Source: RefSeq, a predicted model, not a curated record
UUAAAGCCAAAAAGAUCCCAAAAAUACACAGCUCUAUUGACAAGGAAAAAUUCAAAAACGAAGAGAGAGUGAGUUGAACUGAGUCAAGCUGAACUCGGUCAUGUAUCCAUCCAAGCAGCAGCUGUCAAUUCAAACAAAUGCUUUGUCUAUCCAAGAUUCAUCAGCAUCAGUGCAAGUGGAUCAAAAGGAAACUUCUGUAGUUGGAAUGCAAAAUGGAGGAAAUCCAGAAGCAGAAGCUAUCUUUUACAAUUCACAGAGACUUCAAGAUGAUCUACGAACGCUGGGCCUGAAAAUCAAGCUGCAUGAGGACCACAUAAAACUUUUGAAGUCCCAAAGCUACAAGUUAGAUGACUCUAUACUUGAAUCACAAGUUAUUCUUGGCAAGUAUCAUUCUUCAAGUGGACCUAAGACUGAGAAUGAGGACCAUUUCAACCUUCAAAGUGAGGAGGAAACAACAGGGCAGAUUCUCCAGCAUGAAAAAUCUGCUGCAGGCAUUUUUUGUAAGCUGAAAACACGUCAUGGCUCUCAGGCAUCACAUCUUCAAUCAACCAAGGAUGUUCUUGGUAUUGUUGCUUCACUUGGCAAAGUUGAGGAUGAAAAUCUUAGCAGGCUUUUCUCUGAGUACUUAGGAAUGGACACUAUGUUGGCAAUUGUUUGUAAGACUUAUGAAGGUGUUAAGGCUCUAGAAACAUACGAUAAAGAGGGUUGCAUUAUUAAAAGUUCUGGUCUUCAUGGGCUUGGUGCUUCAAUUGGGAGGACUAUACAUGACCGGUUUCUUGUCAUAUGUCUUGAAAACUUGAGACCUUUUGCCGGUGAGUUUGUAGCUGAUGAUCCACAAAGGAGGCUUGAUAUUCUAAAGCCAAGAUUGCCUAAUGGGGAGUCUCCGCCUGGCUUUCUUGGCUUCGCGGUGAAUAUGAUUGAUGUGGAAAGCAAAAACUUAUUUUGUGUAACUGCUAGUGGGUAUGGCCUUAGAGAGACUCUAUUUUAUAAUCUUUUUUCACGUCUGCAAGUAUAUAGAACAAGGGCCGAAAUGUUACUUGCUCUUCCCUUAAUAAGUGAUGGAGCUCUUUCUUUGGAUGGUGGAAUCAUCAGAAGCACUGGUGUCUUCUACCUUGGCAAUCGGCAAGAUAUAGAUGUGAGAUUUGCAAAAUCCUGUGGGAUGUUAAACAAACCUGAUUACUAUGCUGCAACUGAGAAGCAGAUCCAGGAGAUGAAAUGGAAAAAAGAAAAUUUGAUGGAUGAUUUGAAGAGAGAAACUUCACUAUGGAAGGCUGCAAAAGAUAGUUUUGAAAGAAAGAAGGAACAGUUGCUCAAGUUUUUGGCGGAUAGCGCAGCCUAUGCAAGCCAGAUGCAGGCUGCGCAAGGAAAGUUUACGCCGCGAUGAUUUUGACAACAAACAAAGUCUACUCUUUAGCAACAUAAAAAUGGGGUAAUCUUUCAGAUUUACUGUGAAGUUGAAAUUUUUAAUUAGAUCAUUGUACUCAAUACUCAUUGUAUAGCGAUGGGCAGAGUUUUGUCCCUAACCGAGCAAGAUUGAGUAAUGGCUUUUCUGGGAUUCAAGUUGUGAAAUGGGAUUUAGGUGUUUUAGGUUUUGGUUGGCCUUCAGAAUUUAUGUAGGAAAACUACUACAAUUCAUGAUUGUCCAAUGAUGGCAAAUGUGCACUGAGGAAAAACCAAGAAAUGAAUUUUCAAUUUUCUUUAAUGGAUGCACAUUUUAGUUAUUUUGUACA